Molecule: messenger RNA, 372 nt
Organism: Ambispora gerdemannii
Lineage: Eukaryota; Fungi; Glomeromycota; Glomeromycetes; Archaeosporales; Ambisporaceae
Source: the annotation of a GenBank genome assembly
AUGAGAAUGCAUACGAAAUAUUACCGCUUUCCCAAAGUUGCUGAAUGGAUGGUGAAUCGCGGUACUGAAGCUGAAUCCAAUAUCAUAACGGUUUAUGAUUAUGGGGAUAUUUACCGUUCCUGUAAUACUAGCAAUUCUAUCGGAACUGUUGCUAAUUUGACUUGUGAGAAUUUACUUCAAAAUGAACAUCGAUUAGGACCAACCACAACUGUAGUUUCUCACGAUAAGCUUGUAAUCAUUGGCUUAGCUAAUGGUAUUGGAGUUCUGGGAAUAAUAGACAUUGCUUUAGCAGCCUUCUUUAUUCGAAAAUGGCGAAGGAGGAAUAUUUUGCCCGAUAUCAAUAGCACUUCUUCCGUUAGUGAUACUUCUUAG